AUGGUUAAGGCAGUUGCAGUUUUGAGAGGUGACGCUGGUGUUUCCGGUGUCGUUAACUUUGAGCAAUCUUCUGAAAGUAGUCCAACCACAAUUUCCUACGAAAUUGCUGGUAACAGUCCAAACGCUCAUCGUGGUUUCCACAUUCACGAAUUUGGUGACAACACUAACGGCUGUACCUCAGCUGGUCCUCACUUCAACCCAUUCGGUAAGACCCACGGUGCCCCAGAUGGUGAAGUUAGACACGUUGGUGACUUGGGUAACAUCGCCACUGAUGGUUCUGGUGUCGCCAAGGGCUCGAAGACCGACUCUUUGGUUAAAUUGCUAGGUCCAAACUCUAUCUUGGGUAGAACCGUUGUCGUCCACGCUGGCCAGGAUGAUUUGGGUAAGGGCGGUAACGACGAAUCCCUAAAAACCGGUAACGCUGGUGGUAGACCAGCUUGUGGUGUUAUUGGUAUCACCAAAUAA
Messenger RNA from Zygosaccharomyces rouxii, 465 nucleotides. RefSeq names its product superoxide dismutase SOD1 (gene SOD1). Lineage: Eukaryota; Fungi; Ascomycota; Saccharomycetes; Saccharomycetales; Saccharomycetaceae. Gene Ontology annotation, molecular function: copper ion binding; superoxide dismutase activity. Gene Ontology annotation, biological process: removal of superoxide radicals. The record is from RefSeq and is a predicted model, not a curated record. The transcript has a single exon. The coding region runs from base 1 to 465 and encodes 154 amino acids.